Messenger RNA from Fraxinus pennsylvanica, 336 nucleotides. The record is from the annotation of a GenBank genome assembly. NCBI's taxonomy places the organism in Eukaryota, Viridiplantae, Streptophyta, Magnoliopsida, Lamiales, Oleaceae.
AUGGCUGCUCUAUCAAUAGGCCAUUUAUGUCCAAUUCCAGAUCAUCAACUCAAUUCCGUAAAAAAUUCAAGAAAAUUCAUCUCAGCUUGUAGCCAAAACCGCGAUCCGUCUAAUGCGAAAACGAAGAAGGAAAGUAAUGAAAAGAAUAAGGGAAUAGUGCAGCAGCUUUAUUUUGGUAUGGAAAAACUUGGAGGGGUGGUGAUGGAUAAUUUGAGUCCAAAGCAGAAGGGUGAUUGGAAAGACAUAACUUUGAUGUGCCUCUCAUUUGCUGUAUAUGUGUAUAUGUCACAAAAGAUAGUCUGUGCUUACUGUGCAUGGAUGUCUAUUCUCAGAUAG